CUACACUAUUCCUCUGAUCCACUGCGCCCGGUAAUUCGCAUCUGGGUGAUUGGGAGACACCACCGAGAGACGUGACGUGCUGGAAUACUUGCCCUCACCUUACUCCCCGUCCACACACCAGCCUGGUGCGGCUGAACCCCUCCAAGUCCACCUGCCCCUCCAACAAUCACAACAGCCACCAUGUCGCGCCAUCGCGUAAAGGCUGUAGCUUACGAUGAUGAUGAUUUCGAUGAUGAUGGAUAUGACUCACCAGAUCCCGAAGAACAGGAAUUCCUCGAACAGUGUACUGCAGAGGUGUUGAGUCAACUCCUCGCGGGGUCGCCUUCUGUAACGGCCUCGCGGGACGAAGUUCAGGAAGCAUUAUGGCACUACUAUAACGAUGUGGCAAAGUCCGUGAACUACUUAAGAAGUGAGUUUGACGAAAGCUAUGCAGAUGGACGAAUGGGUGUUGCUGUUCAACGGGAUAAAUCGAUGAGGUGGCAUGGACGCUAAUUGCGAUGGCUUGGUUAGAUAAGAAAGCUAAGGAAGUGAAGAAGAAGGAGAGCACGUCCGCUCCGGCUCCGAAGGCGAAAGGUAAGCGUGAUCACUUUUGUUUAUAUAACUUGCCCCAUUCCCCCAUGGGCAGGCUCGAGUCUCCAGCGGAAUCCCCCUUGUCGCACCUUUGCGAUAGUGCUCGAGAAUGUUCUAACAGGUUUUCAGUGCCUGCAUACCCUUUACCUCCUGAUACGGCUCCGCAAGAGCCCCCACAUUUCUCUGCCGCAGACUUCUUCCGCGACUCACCGUGGCUCAAUGUCCCGGCGCAUCGUAAGGCCGAUAUUCUCAUAGAGCCUCUUUAUCCUCGGCUUGGACUUCUUGGUGGGUCUCCUGAAUCUGGUGGAAAGGUUUCGAAACUAGCUGCUUUGGCUGCUGCCCGCAAGAAAAAGGAGGGUGACAAGGCUUCAACUGCGGUCCCUCCGCAGAAUGCUGAGGUGGAUAAGACACCAGCGCAUUCAACGGAGCAGAAAGGCGCUUCUUUAUCUCUCCGUGAAAGGCUUGCUGGCAAUGGGAAAUCACAAAAGCCUGAGGGUGCCCAAUCGCCGCGUCCUUUGGGAAAGUUGUCCCGUCUCGGGAGCCAUUCACCCCAGAAGAAGCCGUCUCCUGAGCCAGUCAAGCAGAAUGGGGCGUCGCCGAAUAAUUUAGCAAAUGUACAACAAGAGAUUACUGCAGAGCCUUUGGACAAAGAGGAUGAAAAAGAACAGCCUACUGUCAAUAUUCGCGCCUCGCCUUCUACUUUCGCUAGCACUAUCGUUGGGGAUGUUACGCGACCAAAGAUGACCGAGCCCAGUCCCUUAUUCUCAACUUCUUUGGAUCUGAUGGAGAUAUACGGACAAGAUCUUACUGAACCCUUUGAUUUCACAGGCCCAAGCCCAGAUGAUGUCGUCUUGAACGCACAAAGCUCUGCAAAAGGCUUCAAGUCGAAACAGCCUGCUUCUAAGCCGGCUGGCGAUAAGAAAAACCAAACCGACCUAGCGGGUGGCAUGAACAACCUAAGCGUCGCAGAGAAGGUGACCGUUAAGAGCAAGAAUCUGGACGUUUUAUCCGAAUACCAAAAGUCGAAGCGGAAAAAUGCCAUGAAUUUUGCAGUCAUCGGCCAUGUCGAUGCGGGAAAAAGUACGCUCAUGGGCCGCUUACUUGCUGAUCUGAAGGCAAUAGACCAACGGACCCUUGACAAGUAUCGGCGAGAAGCUGAGAAGAUUGGCAAAGGCUCUUUUGCUCUUGCCUGGGUGCUGGAUCAAGGUUCCGAGGAGAGAGCACGCGGUGUCACUAUCGAUAUCGCGACUAACAAGUUUGAGACAGAGAAGACCGUCUUCACAAUUGUAGAUGCUCCCGGCCACAGAGAUUUUGUGCCGAACAUGAUAGCUGGUGCUAGCCAGGCCGAUUUUGCUGUUCUUGUUAUUGAUUCAGGCACGGGGAACUUUGAGUCUGGCUUAAAGGGUCAGACUAAGGAGCACGCUCUUCUGGUGCGGAGCAUGGGUGUUCAGCGAAUUAUUGUUGCUGUGAAUAAGAUGGACUCUGUUCAGUGGAACAAGGAUCGCUAUGACGAGAUCGAGCAACAGGUUUCAGCUUUCUUGACCACUGCGGGAUUCCAGGCCAAAAACAUUGCAUUUGUGCCAUGUUCAGGCAUCAGUGGUGACAAUGUCACAAAGCGAAGCGAGGAUCCAAAUGUGUCAUGGUAUACAGGUCGUACCCUAAUUGAGGAGCUUGAAGCUACCGAGCCUUACUCCCAUGCCCUCGACAAGCCAUUGCGGAUGACCAUUGGUGAUGUCUUCCGCGGAAGCGUCCAAAAUCCCCUUUCGAUUUCCGGUCGGAUCGAUGCAGGCAGCUUGCAAGUGGGUGAUCAAAUUCUCACGAUGCCUAGCAGCGAAACGGCAUUGGUUCGAAGCUUGGAAGUGGACGGUGAACCGAGCGACUGGGCUGUAGCGGGUCAGAACGUGGUGCUCAACCUUGCAAACAUUGACCCCAUCCACCUGCGUUCCGGCGAUGUGAUCUGCCGUGCCUCUGCGCCUAUCGCCAAUAUCACAUCAUUCACAGCCAAGGUGUUGGCAUUUGAGCAUCUGAUGCCUAGCAUGGUUGACGUUCAUCGGGGACGCCUUCAUGUGCCUGGACGGAUAAGUCGACUUGUCGCAACGUUGGAUAAAGGCUCUGGUGCCGCCAUCAAGAAGAAGCCAAAGAUCGUUGGCCCAGGCUCCGUGGCACGAAUCGUUGUGGAACUGGAUCAUGCUGUGCCUUUGGAGGCGCCUACGAGAAUUGUUCUUCGGGCUGGAGGUGAGACCGUUGCGGCUGGGUUGUUGGAAUAAGUAUUCUUGGAGCGGCUUUGACCUACGUUCAAGGAGGAAUGUAUUUAUCUAGUCAAAGGUCUAUAUAUACAUAGAAAAUGGAGACUGCAAGGGCUCUUGUGUCUUUUACGUACUUCAAGGACCUAGAAACCAUCAAACAGGACGAACAAAAGGAAGAGCUUCA
Molecule: messenger RNA, 3000 nt
Organism: Aspergillus pseudonomiae
Lineage: Eukaryota; Fungi; Ascomycota; Eurotiomycetes; Eurotiales; Aspergillaceae
Product: putative translation elongation factor EF-1 subunit
Exons: 4
Coding region: 498-2837 (779 amino acids)
Biological process (GO): translation
Molecular function (GO): GTPase activity; GTP binding
Source: RefSeq, a predicted model, not a curated record